GAGGGGUAGGAUAGUAAUUUAGGUGCUCUUAUAAGUUGGGAGAUUAACAUUUAACACUAACUAAUAUCAAGCAAUUUACAAUAAAUAAAUAAAUCACCUUUAAACAAACAAUUUAGAAGAACUAAAAGUUGAACACUUCUACAUGAUAGAUCACAAAAAAGUUGCCAAAUUUAAUAAUAAAUAACUAAAAGUUGAGUUAGAUCAUACUAAAAUAAUGAAUCCGACCCUUCUACAUGCUAGAUUGUGCCUUUUUUUUUUUUUCUCUUCAAGAAUUUAUAAUUUUUUUUGUAUAGAUUUUUGAUAAAUAGAGAGAAAAUUGAAGAAUGAAAAUGAGGUGUAUUUAAAGGGGUUGUUGUCAGGUGGGUUGACAGAAAACCAGAAACAGAGAAACACAACAAAAGAGCCGUUUGUGCAACGGCUGAAAAAUGGGUUUUGCUAAUUUGGUCAGUUCAUUGAAUUCCCAUGUUUUAAUUACUCAAAAUUUUGAGAAAUUUAUUCCAAAGUUGCAAUCUUUUAAGCAAAGAGAAGAAACCCAGUUUAUGAAUUUCAAGUUAUCAAGAAGAUCAAAGAGUUUUCAAAAGAUUGAAGUUGGGUGCUGCAAAAAUGGGAAUUUGAUUGAUUUUGAAGAAAGAACUAGCGCAAAUGAGGUCAGAAAGGAGAUUGAACGGUGUUAUGAACUAAUUCACAGGCUAGGUAGGGGAGUUAUCUACAUUGGCUCUGCUAGACCAGGAUCUGAUCAUCCACAUUAUAUGCAAGCUCUUGAACUCAGCAGAGAGAUUGCGUAUAUGUUGGGUAGCACAACAUGGACUGGAGCUGGUCCGGGACUAAUGGAUGCAGCUAUUAGAGGUGCACUGCAAGCUGGGAAGCCAGUUGGUGGAUUUAAGAUCGAGAAAGAAGCAGGUCAAUGGUCUUCAACUGGCUCUCAUCCUUACCUUCCUCCUGAUACAUAUCUUACUUGCAGGUUUUUCUCUGCACGAAAACAUGGAUUUGUGGAUGCUGCAGUAAGAAACAGCCCCUCAGAUCGGACAGCUGUAGUUGCUCUUCCUGGUGGAAUUGGCACUCUUGAUGAGAUGUUCGAGAUUCUAGCGCUGAUUCAGCUGCAGCGAAUAGGAUCAGAGCUUCCAGUUCCGUUCCUGCUCAUGAAUUAUGAUGGAUACUACACUAAGCUGCUGGAUUUUCUCGAUGAAUGUGAACAUUGGGGAAACCUUGCAAAGGGAGAGGUGGAGUCAUUAUGGAAGGUGUUUGGUAACAACAACGAAGCUCUGGCUUAUCUAGCUGAAUUUUAUGGUCUUCCUCUCAGCAAUGAAGAGUUUGAUGAACCAAUUAUCAACAAUGUUUAAUUCUACUCUAGUUUUGCGAGGUCGACCCAGCUUUUGAAGUUGAGCUAGAACUAGCUUUGGACCGAGAACCAGCUUCCACCCGUAAGGCCAAUCAUCGCCCUUUCGCCUCAGAAGCAGUUUUGUGAUGUUUCUUGUAUUAUACCCACACAGCAGGAAGAAUAACCAAUCAUCAAGAAUGUUUAGUUCUACUCUAGUGUUGCGAGGUCCGCAAACAGCUUUAGUUAUGUGAUGUACUAUUACACCCACACAACAGGAAGAAUAACCAAUCAUCAAGAAUGUUUACUUCUACAGUUCUACUCUAGUGUUGCGCGGUCCGCAAACGGCUGUAGCUAUGUGAUGUUUCUUGUAUUACACCCAGAAACAGGAAGAAUAACCAAAUCAUGAAGAAUGUUUAGUUAUACUCUAAUGUUGCGAGAUCUGCAAGUUUCAGCUUUA
This is a messenger RNA of Beta vulgaris subsp. vulgaris (sugar beet), 1775 nucleotides long. Its product is annotated as probable cytokinin riboside 5'-monophosphate phosphoribohydrolase LOGL10. Bases 426 to 1340 code for a protein of 304 amino acids. The transcript is spliced from 4 exons. The record is from RefSeq and is a predicted model, not a curated record. Lineage: Eukaryota; Viridiplantae; Streptophyta; Magnoliopsida; Caryophyllales; Amaranthaceae.